Spodoptera exigua (beet armyworm) is the source of this 2911-nucleotide messenger RNA. NCBI's taxonomy places the organism in Eukaryota, Metazoa, Arthropoda, Insecta, Lepidoptera, Noctuidae. The record is from the annotation of a GenBank genome assembly.
GCCCUCCGAGUACGACGCACGCACCGCGCUCGCUGCCACAGCGAAACUUUACUCGUUCGACGCAAAGUGAAUAAAGUGGUGUACUAAACGUUUACUCAUUCUGAUAAGUUCAAACUGACAUUUCUGGAUUUGUGUUGUUUAUGUUUGUUUUUGUGACCACAUUGGAGGUGAUUUUAUUUUCAAUACUGCCGUCUGUUUACGGGCUGCGGCUAGCGAGUUCGGGCGCCCGUUAUAAUGUGACCGGCGCACGACGACGCGCGUCUCUCCUCAAGGUGUUUGCGAUGUGGUAUACGUGGACGACGUUACUGCUGGUGUCGUGUGCACUAGUAAGGGCGGAGCCCGGAGCGGAGGGGCCGGCGCCGGCGCCUGUGGCGACCACCCGCGCACCGCCACGCACCCUCGACCGGCAAGCUGCCGAACUUGCAUGGAAAUCCUGGCUCCAAAGUCCUGAAAGCAACAAUCAAAAUGCUCCGCCACGAAGGAUUACUACUAAAUCUCUGUUUAUAACGCCUCUCAAUUGUCCCGAAGGACAAAGACUCGAUAGAAAUGGCUGUGUUCAGGUGGUGACUGUAAACAAAGAUGAGCACGAACGUAUCCUACUGGAGCAUCUGAACGCUUGGUUUGUGACUUCGGCUCCUGGUGGAGACGUACUCUACGACUAUGGCGAUGCUGACCCUGGGCCACUGCAACUUUCUAUACCCAUUGGAUUAGAUCCACAAGCUGCACCACUUCAAGGUCAAGAGCCAUCUUCACAGGCUCAAGAACUACAGCCAAAUUAUAUGAAAGUUGACAAGAAAGACACAAAUAAAGCAGACGGUGACGUCAGCAUAGAAGCUGAAUUAGAACUUCUGAAACUUCAAAAUACAGUGAACCCAAACACCACAGCAGUUCUUGAUAGUUCAUAUUUGGUAAACCAGAAUAUUCUGACGCACAAUUAUCCUGAUAAACCUAAACGUGAUAGCUCAAGUGUCAAUAUAACGGAAAGUGAAUCGCCGAGCAAUGUUACUGAUGAAGGACAAAAAGAAUUAGUUUAUGGACACGUUAACGUUGACCCUAUUCUUUACAACACAGAAACUCAAAAUCUAACAGAUUCUACAGAGGACUUAGAAUCAAGCAGCUUAACAGAAAUUGAAAAUAAUGCAACUUCUGUUAAUGUAGCUCAUGCAAACUCGUCAAAUGAAUCAAAUAAAAUAGAACAUACUAAUUCAAGUACUAAUGUUUUGAAAAAAGAUAGAGAUCCAAGCAAACUCAGCCCAGAGAAUGACUAUUCUGAUAUCGGAGAAGCUAUCAAAUUAAUAAGUCGAUAUGCCGAUGUCACUACUGAUGAUAACUUUACCAAAGAUCAAAAUAACAAUGGAAUGAAAGAGGACAGCAUUCUGGGUACUCGUACUAAACUUCAGUAUCGUCGAAAUAGGCCAAAAGACCAAAUCAGAGAAACAGCUCAUUUAGCGCCUGUUCACACACCGCUUGAAAUUGCUUAUAGUGAAAAAACCGCUACGCAUAAUGUGUUUCUCCCAAAAUAUGACGUUUACUACAGAUACCCAUGGCAAGGUCAACAUUCUCCGACGCCUCCACCUGACUAUCCGUUCCGGCAUUUACAAGAUUACUGGCCUGGUCGUAAUCAAGUAGGUGGUGUGUAUAACACCCAUGAGAACCCUCGGCGCCAUCACCAUUCGUAUCCACAUAACUUUCGGCUACACAACUACCCUCAUGCGGGAUACGCGGGCGUACCUCCAGCAUACCCAGAGCAAUUAAAGGGAUAUAUUCAUCGUGCAGUCCAACACCACGCCGACCCAAUGCGAGCUCACACAAACAACCAGGACCUCUACAGCCUUCUUGGCCUUAGACAUUGGUUCAGUAGUGAAGGGACAUCAAAAAGAUAGCUUGCUCCUUGUUACAUUAGACAAUUCGAUGUUACCCGACGACGUAUAAUGGAAGCUAUGGGACAAAUGAAAAUAUACUAUAACCACAUAUUCACCAUCAUGUUACAUUGGCACCUGCCUAGUCUCUACUUUACUUAAUUACUUGCAAGAUAGCAAUUGUGUAAUUUGUUAUCAAAUCUUAUUUCGGAUUCGAAGUCAUUUCUAUCCAUAGCUUUCAAUAUAUUAGCCUAUUUAUUUCAAAGCCAAAUAUUACAGUCAUAAUUAAGUUAUUAUUUUUUGUUAGAAAUUUUAAGUUCUGUAAAUAUUUCUUAAUUUUAAGUGUUUUAUUUUGCUAUAGUAUUAUCGUUGUUUUAUAUUAUGUUAAUGUAAAUUGUUCUAUUGAUGAUAAUUUUCGACUUAUAUUUAUUCGAUGUAUAUUUUUAUAUUAAUUUUUCGUUGUGAAUGUAUUUGUCUGUAGAUGUUCGAUGUUCGUACCUAAUAAGUAUCGCAAAAUAUACCUACCUAAUAGUGUUAAUUUAAGUAUUCUCAAAACGGAGUGGCACAUAGUUAAUUGCCGCAGUUUUUUCAAGAAACUAAGUAUUCGUUGCAGUUGAUAGGUGUAACCCAACUCAAUGUUUUGUGUUUAUGAUGUGUGUAGAUAUAGCUAGUAGGUAUUUGUUCGUAUUAUUAGUUCCAAACAAUCUAAAUGCAAAAUCGGACAUUUAAAACCCACCAAAACAUGUACUUCCGCAGAAUGCAUUAAGUAUAUUUUAUGUUUAUACUUGGCCACGUGUAUACUUGCCACACUAGUAGUAUGUAUAAUCAAUUAUAUAUGUAUAAGUUUUCUUAUCUCGAAUCGACUGCUGGAUAACUGUGUAACUGGCGACAUAUAGCUAAGUGAAAGCCGUGAUUCGAGAGUACUCGCAUUUCGAAAUACAUUCACAUUUCUGUACUUUCGUAAGGGCGUAAUACCUGCAUUACCGAACUAUUACACUAUUACACAUUAACGAUCCCACCAAAGCUUAGUUUAAGUAUUUAGUUUUUUGUCA